AUGUCUGAUGUACCAUGGGAAAACGAAAAGAAACGAAAUUACAUUUGUAUGCGACAUAUUAUCACUGAUGUUGUAAGUGAAGGAUUGAGGAAAGUUUUUAAAAACGAAUGGAACACUCGUUUCCAGGCAAGGUUCGGAGCAUGGAAUGACACCAGUGCAAGUGGUGUGCAGUUGUUUUCUCUGGAAAAUACACGCUCAAGACCAAACAAGAACGUGAACCAGGCAAAAUUUCAAGAUGGAGAUACAAAUCAAUGGGAUUGUUCCGUGCUUUUUGACGCAAUUUUGUACUCCAACUCUAUUGGUAAAUCAAGUUUGAAUCCAACAAUUAAGACUGAAGUUGACAAUAUUCGAAAGAUGAGAAAUAAAAUUAUGCAUGCUGAUGAAACAUUCUUAUCUGAUGCUGACUUCCAAACCAUGAUCAGUGAUGUUGAAAACGCAUUUAAAGCCCUUGGUCUUCCAAUUCAUGAUAUCGUACAAAUUAAAAUUAAGAGAAACCGUUACAAAUCAUUUCAAGUUUUACCUUCAAAGCCAAUCCACCAAGUUGUUUACCGUUCUGAAGAAAUCAACGAAAUGAAACAGGACCUCCAGACAUUGCGCAUUAGUAGCGGAGGGAAACUUACAUAUCUCUAUAUUUCUGGAAAUCCCGGAAGUGGUAAAUCAGAGCUAUCCCGGCAGCUGUGCGAGGAUUUGUUCAAAGGCACAAAUUGGGAAGCAGAGGCAACAUUUGUAAUGACAUUGAAUGCAAAAGAUUUAGACACUAUUCUCCAAUCGUAUCAAGAUUUUUGUCGACGUUUAAAUUGUUCUGAGAGUAUACUGGUAAAUGUAAUGAGUUCAUGCCAACCAGAACAUGAAAAGAUCAAAGAGUUAAGAUCACUGAUUGAAAGCAGAAUCAAGAACUGGAAGAGGUGGUGGAUUAUUAUAGACAAUGUGGAAAAUCUCAAUAUCAUUUCACCCCUACUACCACAGAUGGGCAACGAAGUUUGGAAUAAUGGACAAAUUAUAUUAACAAUUCAGAAUAGAACUGCAGUCCCUUCCGACAGUCCCUUCACUAAACAUAUUUCACUCAGCUGUGGUAUGAAAAUUCAAGAAUGUCGCCAGUUACUGUUCUUAUUAUCAGGAACUGAUGUUAAUGAUCGAUUCUUAGAUGAAGCUGCUGAGAAAUUGGAUCACCAACCUUUGGCUAUAGCUGCUGCAGCUGUAUACUUCAAGAAAGUCAACGAGAAAAAUUGCUGUCCAACGUUUUCGUGGCAGGAUUACUUAAAAAAGUUAAAAUGUAAAAGAGAAGUCACGGAAGAGCAACUUCUCAAAACCAGUUCGGCUUAUCAAUCCACCAUGUCUGCAGCGGUGUCCCUAGCUGUUGAAAAAUCUGCAGAAAAUAGUUUUAUUUUACAUCACACAUUCGAUCUUUUUUCUCUGAUCUCUUUUGAACCAUUACCACUUGAUAUUAUCACCAAAUACAUUCAACAACUUGAUCAAAACUGCGAUAAAGAAGAAAUUUAUUUGGCAGUAAAAGAUUGUUCACUUUUUCUUCUUAUUGAAAUUGAAGAUUGUGAAGUUCGUUUACAUCGUGUUGUCCACGACGUAACCAAAUCAUUGAGUAAUUGUAAACCAACUGAGACUACAAACUAUUUUCACAGUGACUUUCCUGACGAAACGGCGAAAACUGCAAGUAGAGUUCAAAACGUGGCAAAAGCAAUUUAUUGUUUCAAAGACAGGGACGAUCAAAUCAAGGUAAUUCCUCAUUUGAAGGCUUUCAAUUUAACAGUUAAAAAACUUGUUCCCGAACAGAAUUCAUUAUGCUCAAAUGCAUUCGCUUCUCAAAAACGAGAAAUUUGUAAAAUAUAUCUGUUUUUUGCAACAACAUUACAUCACUUCUGUGCCUUUAAACUCGCUAUUGAAUUUCAUAAUAUGAACCUUCCGAUUUCGAGGGGUUUUGAAAAAGACAACUAUUACGAGUAUUGUAUUCUUAACGCUCUUGGAAAUUUAUACAAAACACUGGGCGAUUUCGAACAGGCUAAGGAUUAUCAUGAACGAGCACUGGCACUAGUAGAAGAGCAAUUAAGUCCUGACAAUGUCCUUAUUGCAUCUUCUUACAACAACCUUGGUGAAGUGUAUCGUGCUAAAGGUGAACUGGAGCAGGCUAAGGAAUAUUAUCAACGAGCACUGGCAAUUGACAAAAAGCAAUUAGGUCCUGACCAUGUUAAUGUUGCACGUUCUUACAACAACCUUGGUCUUGUGUAUAAUGCUAAAGGUGAACUGGACCAGGCUAAGGAUUAUCAUGAACGAGCACUGGCAAUAAGAGAAAAGCAAUUAGGUCCUGGCCAUGUUAAUGUUGCAUCUUCUUAUAACAACCUUGGUGAAGUGUAUCGUGCUAAAGGUGAACUGGAGCAGGCUAAGGAAUAUUAUCAACGAGCACUGGCAAUUGACAUAAAGCAAUUAGGUCCUGACCAUGUUAAUGUUGCACGUUCUUACAACAACCUUGGUCUUGUGUAUAAUGCUAAAGGUGAACUGGACCAGGCUAAGGAUUAUCAUGAACGAGCACUGGCAAUAAGAGAAAAGCAAUUAGGUCCUGGCCAUGUUAAUGUUGCAUCUUCUUAUAACAACCUUGGUGAAGUGUAUCGUGCUAAACGUGAACUGGAGCAGGCUAAGGAAUAUUAUCAACGAGCACUGGCAAUUGACAUAAAGCAAUUAGGUCCUGACCAUGUUAAUGUUGCACGUUCUUACAACAACCUUGGUCUAGUUUGUCAUGCUGAAGGUGAACUGGACCAGGCUAAGGAAUAUUAUCAACGAGCACUGGCAAUUGACAUAAAGCAAUUAGGUCCUGACCAUGUUAAUGUUGCACGUUCUUACAACAACCUUGGUCUUGUGUAUAAAGCUAAAGGUGAACUGGAACAGGCUAAGGAUUAUCAUGAACGAGCACUGGCAAUAAGAGAAAAGCAAUUAGGUCCUGGCCAUGUUAAUGUUGCAUCUUCUUAUAACAACCUUGGUGAAGUGUAUCGUGCUAAACGUGAACUGGAGCAGGCUAAGGAAUAUUAUCAACGAGCACUGGCAAUUGACAUAAAGCAAUUAGGUCCUGACCAUAUUAAUAUUGCACGUUCUUACAACAACCUUGGUCUAGUUUGUCAUGCUGAAGGUGAACUGGAGCAGGCUAAGGAAUAUUAUCAACGAGCACUGGCAAUUGACAUAAAGCAAUUAGGUCCUGACCAUGUUAAUGUUGCACGUUCUUACAACAACCUUGGUCUUGUGUAUAAAGCUAAAGGUGAACUGGAACAGGCUAAGGAUUAUCAUGAACGAGCACUGGCAAUAAGAGAAAAGCAAUUAGGUCCUGGCCAUGUUAAUGUUGCAUCUUCUUAUAACAACCUUGGUGAAGUGUAUCGUGCUAAACGUGAACUGGAGCAGGCUAAGGAAUAUUAUCAACGAGCACUGGCAAUUGACAUAAAGCAAUUAGGUCCUGACCAUAUUAAUGUUGCACGUUCUUACAACAACCUUGGUCUUGUGUAUAAUGCUAAAGGUGAACUGGACCAGGCUAAGGAUUAUCAUGAACGAGCACUGGCAAUAAGAGAAAAGCAAUUAGGUCCUGGCCAUGUUAAUGUUGCAUCUUCUUAUAACAACCUUGGUGAAGUGUAUCGUGCUAAACGUGAACUGGAGCAGGCUAAGGAAUAUUAUCAACGAGCACUGGCAAUUGACAUAAAGCAAUUAGGUCCUGACCAUGUUAAUGUUGCACGUUCUUACAACAACCUUGGUCUUGUGUAUAAUGCUAAAGGUGAACUGGACCAGGCUAAGGAUUAUCAUGAACGAGCACUGGCAAUAAGAGAAAAGCAAUUAGGUCCUGACCAUGUUAAUGUUGCAUCUUCUUAUAACAACCUUGGUGAAGUGUAUCGUGCUAAAGGUGAACUGGAGCAGGCUAAGGAAUAUUAUCAACGAGCACUGGCAAUUGACAUAAAGCAAUUAGGUCCUGACCAUAUUAAUAUUGCACGUUCUUACAACAACCUUGGUCUAGUUUGUCAUGCUGAAGGUGAACUGGAGCAGGCUAAGGAAUAUUAUCAACGAGCACUGGCAAUUGACAUAAAGCAAUUAGGUCCUGACCAUGUUAAUGUUGCACGUUCUUACAACAACCUUGGUCUUGUGUAUAAUGCUAAAGGUGAACUGGAGCAGGCUAAGGAAUAUUAUCAACGAGCACUGGCAAUUGACAUAAAGCAAUUAGGUCCUGGCCAUGUUAAUGUUGCAUCUUCUUAUAACAACCUUGGUGAAGUGUAUCGUGCUAAAGGUGAACUGGAGCAGGCUAAGGAAUAUUAUCAACGGGCACUGGCAAUUGACAUAAAGCAAUUAGGUCCUGACCAUGUUAAUGUUGCAUCUUCUUAUAACAACCUUGGUGAAGUGUAUCGUGCUAAAGGUGAACUGGAGCAGGCUAAGGAAUAUUAUCAACGAGCACUGGCAAUAAGAGAAAAGCAAUUAUGUCCUGACCAUGUUGAUGUUGCAUCUUCUAAUAACAAUCUUGGUCUAGUGUAUGAUGCUAAAUGUGAACUGGACAAGCUAAGGAUUAUCAUGAACGAGCUCUGGCAGCAACAGAAAAGUAAUUAG
Molecule: messenger RNA, 4581 nt
Organism: Paramuricea clavata
Lineage: Eukaryota; Metazoa; Cnidaria; Anthozoa; Malacalcyonacea; Plexauridae
Source: the annotation of a GenBank genome assembly